AUGCAAGUCACCGUCUUGGUCGGCAUCGCCCUCGGGGCCGCCGUCGUCGUCAUGGUCAUCAACGCCGUGCAGACAAGACAGCGUCACAGGGCCAUGGCCAAGAAGCUCGGGUGCAAACCGCCUGUUCUAGGUCCGUCCACGGAACCCAGCGGCGUCGUGGCCAUGUACCGCGGCGCAAAGGCGUCCAAGGAGAAGCGAUUCCCCCGGCUGGUCCAGGAGCAGUUCGAGAAGCUCAAUGAGCGCGAGGGCCGACAAGUCGGUACGGCAGCCCUGGUCACCCCAUUCUUCAAGAAGAUCAUCUUCACCUCGGAUCCGCAAAACAUCCAGGCCAUGCUGGCGCUGAAGUUCAAGGACUUUGGUCUGGGCGUGAACCGCACCGAUAAUUUCAGACCACUUCUCGGGAACGGCAUUUUUGCUGCCAAUGGUAAGCAAUGGGAGCAUUCGCGAGCCCUCCUCCGCCCCCAGUUCGUCCGCAGCCAGGUCAGCGACUUGGAUCUCGAGGAGGCGCACGUCAGGAAUAUGAUGACGGUGCUGGAUCGUCACCUUGGAAGCGAUGGCUGGACCGGCACCGUCGACCUCCAGGUCUUGUUCUUCCGUCUCACCCUCGACUCGGCCACCGAGUUCCUGUUUGGCGAGAGCGUCAACAGCCAGAUGGAUCUGCAGGCCGACAUCACCAACAGCGGCAAGGACGACAACAGCUUCGCCUACGCCUUCGAUCGCUCACAGUACAUCCUGGCCAUUGCUGCCCGGCUGGGCCACAACUACUGGCUGAUGCACACGCCCGAGUUCCACCGAAUGGUCGAGAGAGUCCACAAGUUUGUCGACUACUUUGUGCAAAAGGCCAUGAGCAACCCGGGCGAGAAGCAGACAUCGGGCCACUACGUCUUUCUGCACGCGCUGGCCGAGCAGACCCAGGACCCGACCGAGCUGCGAUCGCAACUGCUCAAUAUCCUGCUGGCUGGUCGUGAUACGACGGCUUCGCUCUUGGGCUGGUUCUUCCACACCUUGGCCGACAAGCGCCACGAGCACAUUUACAAGAGGCUUCGCCAGAUUGUCGUCGACGAGUUUGGCACCUAUGACAGCCCGCGGGACAUCACCUUUGAGAGGAUGAAGAGCUGCCAAUACUUGCAGUGGUGUAUCAACGAGGCCCUGAGACUGUACCCCGUCGUCCCCAUGAAUGUACGCACAGCCCUGACCGACACGACUCUUCCCACUGGGGGAGGCGAUGACGGCCGCUCGCCCGUCUUUGUCCCCAAGGGGACCGAUGUCGGCUACUCUGUAUUCAUCAUGCACCGUCGCAAGGACCUGUGGGGUGAGGACUGCGAGGAUUUCAAGCCAGAGCGCUGGGAAUCACGGAAGCCUGGCUGGGACUACCUCCCUUUCAAUGGCGGCCCCCGUAUCUGCAUUGGCCAGCAGUUCGCUCUUACUGAAAUCGCCUACGUCUUGGUCCGUAUGCUGCAGCGCAUCGACGUCCUCGAUGGCUCGGCCGCGGGUCCCGUCAAGCAUGGCUUAACCUUGACCAACUGCCCGGCUGAUGGAGUCAAGCUCCGUCUCCAUUUCGCCGAGUAG
Messenger RNA from Metarhizium acridum CQMa 102, 1569 nucleotides. RefSeq lists its product as uncharacterized. NCBI's taxonomy places the organism in Eukaryota, Fungi, Ascomycota, Sordariomycetes, Hypocreales, Clavicipitaceae. Gene Ontology annotation, molecular function: oxidoreductase activity, acting on paired donors, with incorporation or reduction of molecular oxygen, reduced flavin or flavoprotein as one donor, and incorporation of one atom of oxygen; iron ion binding; heme binding. The record is from RefSeq and is a predicted model, not a curated record.